This is a messenger RNA of Rhinolophus ferrumequinum (greater horseshoe bat), 1768 nucleotides long. RefSeq names its product ankyrin repeat domain-containing protein 26-like. Lineage: Eukaryota; Metazoa; Chordata; Mammalia; Chiroptera; Rhinolophidae. The coding region runs from base 179 to 1666 and encodes 495 amino acids. The record is from RefSeq and is a predicted model, not a curated record. The transcript is spliced from 7 exons.
AUGGACACACUCAACACUCAGAAUCAGGAAGUGGAAAAAAAAAUACUUUGAGGACACUGCAAAUGCAAAAGAAAAGAAUGACUGUCUUCAAAAGACAAUAAAACUGAAUGAUGAAACACUAACAAAAACAGUAUUUGAAUAUAGCAGACAGCUUAAUGUUCCAACAGCUGAGAAUACAAUGCUGAACUCUCAACUGGAGAAUGAAAGACAAAGCAAAGAAAGAUUGAAAACAGAAGCGGAAUCCGAUCAUCAUUAUGAGCUUAGUAAGCAAUUAAUAAGACAUCUACAACAUACUUUCCAGAGAUUAAGAGAUGAAUGCUUGCAUUUCAUGGACAAAAUCGCUAUGUGUAACCUAAAAGAAAAGAAGGAGAUUCUUUCUCAGCAACUUUCUAAAGCUGGAAGUAAAUUCAAUAGCUUAGACACUGAGCUCCCUCACACAAGAUAUGCUGUCAGAGAAAGGACAUUGGUUUUUGAACCUGUAUUGAAAGACCUAAACCAAACUCACUGUCAAGAGGAGGAAUUUGAACACAUGUAUCAAAGGGAACAAGGAAAAGUGAACACAUAUAUUGGAAAGCUGGAAUCCCUAAAGGAGAAAGGUUCUGACGUACAAAGUGGAAAUAUGCUUCUUCGACAGAAGUUGGAUGAUGCGUUCAACAAAAGUGACAGUAAUGAAAACUCAGGAAUGAAUAUUGAAGAGCAGCUUCAGGAGCUCAAAAAAGUGCUUCAAGCUGAAUGUGAAAAACAAGAGCGUAUGGUGAAAGAGAGACAUAAGGAGUUAGUCAACAAAUUGAAACACUUGAAAGGAAGAAUGUGCCAGUAUGAAAACGAUAAAUCAGAAAGAGAAGUGGUUGGGAGACAACUUCAACAAGAGCUACCUGACUCCAUAAAAAAACUGCCUGUGUCAGAGGCUUCACUGGAGGUUAGAUUACAUUACCGUAUGCGUUCAGAAGCUGAGACGCAGGAUUUCAAGACAUUAGAGCACAUCAGAAGUCAGACUGAGGAUGAAAAGGAACAAUUAAAGUACUAUAAGAAGUUAACAGAACCUCUGCAAUAUAAUUUGAAUCAACAAAAGAAGAAAAAUGAUGGAUUAGAGAAAGAGUUUACCAGACUGAAGACACUCUUUCAGAAUACAAGGAUGCUACAUGACAAUCAAAAUGGAGAGCUUAGUUUCCUUGGAGAUUUAGAACCCAAUCAAUCUGAAAUGGAUAUUCAGAUGAAUAGGUUAAAACAGAAAGAACAAGCAGCAUCUCAAGAAAACGUAGACCCACUAAAUGACCAUGAUGACGCUUCCAUAAGUGACAUGGAGGUCAGAAUUCAACGUCUGGAAUCUGAACUCCCCAAAGUGAAAACUUCUGGAGAUUCUUUUAAAAUAGAAUUGGAAGAAUGGAAGCGCCUCUACCUAGAGGAAUUAAAACUUACAACAUCCUUGGAAAACAAACUAAACAAGACUAAUGACAGGCUGGCAGAGAUGAGAACCCAGCUUCUCAUGAAGGCACCACGGAACACUUCACUCAGCACCGAUCGUAGGAGGCCGGUCCAGCUGCCACCUUGCAUUGGAAGGCUAAAUGAUUGGUUCCUACCUCGAGGAAAUCUCGCUCCAAGAGAACAGUUGGUGAUUCUUACGUCAACCCCACAGACUUCUAAUAAUGGCACGUUGACCAACUAGAUGAAGCUGAUGCUGAACUUGAAUCUGAAUACCGUCCACUUUGCUCUAAUAUCUAGUGAUGAUCUAGUUUUGAAUACAUCACAAGUAUAUAGUUUUUGAAUA